This is a messenger RNA of Spodoptera frugiperda (fall armyworm), 4331 nucleotides long. RefSeq names its product alpha-1,6-mannosyl-glycoprotein 2-beta-N-acetylglucosaminyltransferase-like. Gene Ontology annotation, biological process: protein N-linked glycosylation; oligosaccharide biosynthetic process. Bases 624 to 1979 code for a protein of 451 amino acids. The record is from RefSeq and is a predicted model, not a curated record. The transcript has a single exon. Gene Ontology annotation, cellular component: Golgi membrane; Golgi stack. Gene Ontology annotation, molecular function: alpha-1,6-mannosylglycoprotein 2-beta-N-acetylglucosaminyltransferase activity. NCBI's taxonomy places the organism in Eukaryota, Metazoa, Arthropoda, Insecta, Lepidoptera, Noctuidae.
GGCCCAGGGCACCAAAAAAAUGAAAAAAUAUAAAAUAUAAAAAUAUGUAUAUGUAUUAUAUAUAUAAAAGAGGAGCUACAAAACUUUCUACGUCUGCGUCGUUAGCUCUGGAUAACGCUAAAGGAAAGAUGUUUUUUAUAUAAUUUUACUUGGGAUCAGCAAAAAAAUUAACACUUGAUAUUGAUUCCCUCAAGUGGGCGCCACAAUGUUUUCGCCCGGGGUAUCAGUGGCCCGGGGUAUCGACGCCUCACUUAUAUGUGGCUCUAUACCGUGUGACUCACGGCACGACACUCAGCCAACCUGAAACCCCACUCCAACAUGCAACAUCAUAAUAAUAAUAUGCAAAAACAUAGUAGCCAGGUAGACACAGAAUAAGAUUUUUUGUGAACAUGCAAAAAGGUUGGAAAUUACUUCUUUGCUUUUUUAAGUUAAAGUUAUUAAAUGUAAACUUAAAUAAGUAAUAAAAAAAUAUGUACAAAUUACUAUAACUUAAAACGAAAAUAAAGAAAAAUAAAAGCAAUAUUUCUUUCUUCUUUGCAGUUCGAUCCUUAUUUCCAGGGACAACCUGUAUAUCGUCAAAAUCGUUACAUAUUUAUGUCCUUAGAUCAUGUCACAUAUUUGAAAUGAAUUUAAAACUACUCAUAUAUAGGGCGAGAGUUAGAGGAGUCCCAGUAUAUUGUUGUUUCUUGUUGCUGCUAUAUAUAUUGUACAAGCAGAUUUUUCAUCCAAAGUUAAAGCACGCUGAUUGUGUUCCGCAACACCUACAGCAAUAUGUCAAAUUCAAUGAAAAGUUCAUGUGGGAACCUUGUGAACUGCAAAGCGCAGAGAUCAGCAAGCUAGCCAGCACCAUCGAACUGCUGAACUACGAGCGCACAGUGUUCCAGACGCAGAAGUACGGCAUAGUGACCAGCAAGACGAACAUGCUAGUGGUGCAGGUGCACCGUGACGUGGAGCGGUUGCAGUACCUGAUCGUGUCGUUGGCGCAGGUGCGCGAUGUCGAAUCUGUUUUGCUUGUCUUCUCACACAGUUAUUAUGACGACAGAAUCAACAAACUCGUGUCCGGCAUCACGUUCUGUAGGUUCAUGCAGAUAUUUUAUCCUUAUUCGCUACAGCUGUAUCCGAACAAGUUUCCGGGCAUAGACCCCGAUGAUUGUGUGAGUACAGCCGGGAGGACGAAAAGGUUUUGCAGUAGUCGCGACGGUCGCCUCACAGAGCACAAGCAUCACUGGUGGUGGAAAGCUAAUUUCAUCUUCAACAAUCUCGACUGGUCCGAUACAUUCAAGGGCACCGUCGUAUUCUUACAAGAGGACGAUUACGUUUUGCCAGAUUUACUAUACAUGCUGCGGUAUAUGACGCGGUCGCAGGCUUACCUUCCAGGACUUCACCUUCUGUCCUUUGGAAGGCCGCGCGCAAAAGAUUUAGAUUUUGAUGUACUUUCAGUGUCCUCGUGGCAUCCUCCCUUUGACAAAGGCCUGGCGUUCAAUAAAAGCCUGUGGCAUAAGAUAAGUGCGGUUUCUUCAUAUUACUGCUUGUAUGACGAUCUCAGUUGGAGCUACUCGCUGCUCAACGCUUUUAGGAAGUUCAAUGAGGGACAUGUGGAUAUGGUGGCUACCCAGAUGCCGCGUGUAGUUUCCACCAGCACAUUCCCUAGCGGGCGCGCGGCCAUGCAACAAAUUGCAUUGUGGCUAGUUGGCGCCAGGAUGUUUCCUUCGAAUGUGAAGGCAGUAAUGUUGUAUAGUAGUACCGGCCGAGUGAACUCAGGUGUGAAGCCUCCUCCACGGGGCAACGGAGGCUGGGGUGACUUGCGGGAUCACCUGCUGUGCCUGGACCCUCUCAUGUCGACAACCACUAGCAACACAAACGACAUGAGUGCAACGACCUACUCGCAGACCACCACCAAAGCAGCCGACUACAUUACGGUCGCACAACACAAAAUGAACAUGUCGAUUGCUGACCUACGUAAUAUGAAUUUUAAGUAGCUGGACACUGCACAUUCACACUUAGCCUCGGAUAUAGUUACAGAACGGAGCUCCGGUGGGCAAAAGCCAAAUUCCGCGUGGUUUCACCCGCUCUGCUCGGCUCCUACUUAUCGUAGCAUGAUGUUAUCUAGCCUUUCUCAAUAAAUGUAUUAUUAUCCAACACAAAAAAUAUUUAAAUCGGACGAGUAUUUCCAGAGAUUAGCGCGUUUAAACAAACAAACAAACUCAUGUUUGUUUGAACGCUAUAAUCUCAGCUUUUUAUAUUAAUAUACCUAUUGAUACAUAGGGGUAAGCACCGUAGGUAGCAGAAUACGGAACCACCAAAGUACAUCAUUUACUUUUAUCUUAAUCUUUGCGAUGGCCAGGAAAUCUGCGUUAAACUGACGUCCGCAAAAUGCUAGUUUAACUAUAGGUGACAGUAAGUGUAGCUAGUUGAAACGGAUUUAAAAAAACCAGCUGGUGUGGUUGUAUUAUAAUUUUUUUGGUGAUGGGUAACAUUGUUAGCUAGACUAACUGGGUAUAACCAGGUAACCAUUGCAUUACAUUAUAUACCUAUAUUUUUUUACUCAAGGACAAGAUGUAAGCUAUUUAGCAAACCCCUAAAAACGUUUCAAUUGACCCGAAAUAAAUGUUAUUUGUGUCCGGUCCGAGUACCAAAUUAACAAAACUAUUCCACUACCGUGAAUUUGCAUAAAAUAAAUCUUUCUCUUUACAAAAAGGCACAUGCGUUACUUCAUGCUACGUAAUGAGGUCAUGCUAAGACAAAAAAGGGUUAAGUUUUUAACCUAUCAUUCCAACCAACUUGUUGCAAAGAAGUUUAGAGAAAUGUCUAUAACAUGAUCCUGUUUAUAACCAUGUUACCUACCAAACCACUUAAAACGAAUGCAGGAUAAUCUUUUCAAAAAGAAACUAACAGAUUGGCUCCAGAUUUGUUGUUUGUAUUGUACCUAUUAACUAUUAAGGAAUUUAUGGAAUUCUAGCUGGCCUAGUAAAGUUCGUGACUCAAACAUCUUUUUCUAAUCUUUUAAACCCUUCCCUGGAUUUCUACAAAUAAUUCAAGACUUUACCAAAUUGGUCCAGCCGUUCUCGGGUUUUGGCGAGACUAACGAACACCAAUACGAUUUAGAUAUGAAUAUACUAGAAUAUUAUAUAUUAGAAUAUAUAGAAGAAAAAAAUAUACACUGAUAAUAAAAAUUAUUAGGGUUCCGUUGCCAAAUGGAAAAAAACUAAACCCUUAUAGAUUCGUCAUGUCUGUCUAGCUGUCCGUCCGUCCGUCCGUAUGUCACAGCGAUUUAUUUCGGAAACUGUUGGGCCCACACAGUUGAAGAGAGUGAGAAAUAUAAAAAGACUAUGCUGUAGAUUUCAAUGGAAACUUUCAACGAAAAUUGGUUUGAACGAGAUAUCAUUAUUAGUUUUUAAGAAAUAAUACAUUAUCAAAAAACCGCAUAUAUAACUUUGUCGUUCAUACAAACACUAUGUAUAACCAAGUUAUUUUAUAACUUUUAUAUUAUGUUAUCUACUUGCUGCUACGGAACCCUUCAUGGGCGAGUCCGACUCGCACUUGACCGGUUUUUUUUAUUAGUACAUGCCAUAAUGUGCACCUCUGCCUACCCCUUCGGGGGUAAAAGACGUGACGUUGCAUAUACAUUGCAUAUUAUACAUAUACGUUGUAUAAGUAAUAUGUCUAUAACUAUAACUCAACAUUAUCAAGUAUUGUAAUCAUUUAAUUUAUAAUGGUGACUUUGAUUUCUUCGCACGCUUGCCUGCAGGCAGAAUACCAUGACUUUAGGGCUAAAAAUUUUCAUUAGCAAAAUAUGUAUUUCUUGCAAAUAAAAUAAUUUGAAAGUGGCGCAUUAUAACGUGGACAAUAGGCAACGUUUUAGUAAUAUGGAACCGCUAGAAGGAAAAUAGAAACGGGCGUCGUUUGUAUCAUCUCGCGUUAACCCCGCAAGCACAGCUGCAAGGGUUGCGCAUUAUAUUAGAAGGAAUUAUUAUUUGCUUUAUGUAUGGAUCUUUCCGCAGAUACUGGUUUCUUUGAACAAAAUUACAUCGUUAUUUUGUAUUCUUGGAAAACAGCAUUCAAUUUAAUUGUCUGUAAUUAUUUAUCUAUUCUCUUCAUCGCUUUCAUUAGCAACUAACACAAAAAAGAAAUAGUUACCAAAAAGUCAGUUAUUCACGCGCCCUGUUGUACAAAAUAUUGUAAUAUGCUACAGCUGCUGACCUAAUAACAAACUGAAACGAAUAACGUACCUGUGAUGUCCUAGUUAUGUUAUUCAUUCUCCUUUACUAGCUAUUUACACAAUAAGCGUAUGUUAGGGGUUAUUUGUAUUAUAAUAAAAUGCAAUAAUUUUG